AGCGUCAUCGUCAUCACCAGUUGCCUCGAACGAGCGACUCCGACUUCACCAUUGAGCUCCAACCGCGAAGCCAACCCGCAAACAGCCGCAUAGAAGCCACGACGGCACAUGCCACCAGAUGGCCACAUGCGCAAGCAGCCGACAGCUCCGACUUUGACUACGAGCCUCACCAGGGAAAUAUGCAGGACUUGCGCCGACCGUGCCCUCAAAGCACCUCGGACACGCCGGGAAGAGCCGACUACCGAAGUCCACGCCGCGACCCGAGCUCCUCUCGACGACAUCAUCGUUGCCAAACAGAAACCAGCGCCCCGCCUCAGCAAACUACACGGCGAAGAUGCCACCAUCCACGAUGAAGAUGCCGCAAUCCACCAGUCUCCCAGUCGUAGCCGGCUCCGAGACGAUGCCCCCAAGGAGGAGAAAGACGCGAAGACGCCUCCAUCGCCCGACCCAGCGAAUCUGAGGUUUCCCUCCGGAGCCAAAGCCGUGGGGAGAAGGAGCACACCUCCACGGCGACGCUUCCAAGAAAGAUCACGGCACCCGCGGGCACCGCCGUCGCCGGCUCCGAAGAAGGCCGGAGCAAAGAUUUCUCCCGAAGAUGCGCCGACCACCUACCACCACCGACCGCCACCCAUCAGCCACCACCUGCUGAGGCCGACCUCAUUCUUGCCACGGGAUCCCACGAUCCACCGCGACCAGACACGCACCACCCCCUGGCCGAAGCCGCCGUCCACCACCGUAGCCACCUCCACCGCAGCAACCCACGCCGCAUCGCGAAGCGCAGCACCCAGAUCGAUGCACCUUGCACCAGAUCCAAUCGGAGCUGCACAGGCGAAGCAGCAGAGAAGACGAGCAGGAUCUCCCUCCGCAGCACACCUCGCACUCCAGAGGAGCACACCCGCCACGCCAGCUGGUCACCGCGCCCGACGCACGCCUGCAACCACCGCGCCCGGCCAGUCACCGCGCCCCACGCGCACAGCCGGAUCCGAGCCGCCGCUGCGCGAGCGUGCGCCGUCCACACCCCGGCCACAUCAGGAGCCCGGACCGAGGCCGCCGCCCCGGCGCCCCACUCGCCGCCCGCAAGAGGCACGACGCCGCUCCGGCCGCCGCCCUCCGCCCGACGUCGCCCCGCUCAGAGAUCCCCCGCUCGUGAGAGGAGCCGCCCGCCGCGAGAAAAGGAGCCCCGCCGCCGCCUGCUCCAUGAGAGCUUUACCCGCAGGAGGCGCCGGCGACGGCGAGGGGUGGGAUUGGCUUGCUAAUAUGUACAGUAUUGUGUUCCAUGUGUUGAUUGUUGUACUGAUGAGACCUUCGGUUCAGUGGUGUAGAUCAUUUGUAGACUUGAUUGCCGGUAUCAGAGUUCAGGAGGAGCAGCAUCAGUAG
Molecule: messenger RNA, 1377 nt
Organism: Triticum dicoccoides
Lineage: Eukaryota; Viridiplantae; Streptophyta; Magnoliopsida; Poales; Poaceae
Product: serine/arginine repetitive matrix protein 1-like
Exons: 2
Coding region: 109-1377 (422 amino acids)
Source: RefSeq, a predicted model, not a curated record